CAGCAACAACAACACAGAGAACGAACAAGUCAGUCUCGCCCCUCCACUGUCGGCAGCAGCAUCAUUGUCCCCGCCGGGUCCGGUGGCAGAGAGGAUGGUCCAGCGGAACCGCAGCCGGGGAUGCGAAUGACAGCCACAGGAUAAUGGCCCUGGAUGUAUGCAAGUUUCCGAAUGAAGUAGUGACCAAGUGAGACGACCGUGGACGGAAACGCUGAACCAUGUUGCUCUAAGUCGUGACCUGUGGAGUACGGGGGGGAGGAGAAAGAGGAGGAGGAGGAGGAGGAGGAAGAGAGGAGUAGUGAGGCAUUGGCCACAGCUUCGUUUUAGGUGGCCCUUUGCGAGCCCGAAGCGAUGGGAAACACAGCCACCAAGUUCCGCAAGUCCCUUGUGAAUGGUGAUGAGGCCCUGGCCUGGCAGCUGUACGAGGGCAACCCUCAGUUCAGGGACGGCCUGGACCCAAACGCAUCGUAUGGAGAGCAGUACCAGCACAACACACCCAUGCACUAUGUGUGCCGCCACGCCAUGACACGUCUGCUCAGGUCCUUCCUGUUCAGCAAAGAAGGAAACCCCAACAAGCGCAAUGUGCACAAUGAGACUUGCCUGCAUGUGCUGUGCCAAGGCCCACAGAUCCUGCUGCUGCCAGAGGGAGCGCUGUCACCACGACUGGCCAGACCACAGAGGGACGAGCAGCGCCGUGCAGACUGCCUGCAGAUGAUCCUGAACUGGACCGGGGCCAGGCUAGAGGGAGGCCAGUACGAGAAAGCUAAUGUUAACGCCACCGACAACCACCACAGCACCUGUCUGCACUAUGCUGCCGCUGCAGGCAUGAAGAGCUGUGUGGAGCUGCUGAUCCAGAGUGAGGCGGACCUUUUUGUGGAGGACGAAGACAAGCUGACGCCAUGCGAUCACGCCGAGCGGCACCACCACACCGAGCUGGCCCUCAGCCUGGAGUCGCAGAUGGUUUUCUCCUCUUCAGCUCAGCAGUCACACACAGACGCACAUGGUGAAACCAACCUGCUGCAGUACAAGGAGCCUUAUGAGGGGUUGAAGAUUCAGGAUCUGCGCAGGCUGAAGGACAUGUUGAUUGUAGAGACAGCCGACAUGCUGCAAGCCCCCCUUUUCACUGCAGAGGCCCUGCUUCGAGCACAUGACUGGGACAGAGAAAAGCUUCUGGAAGCCUGGAUGUCCGACGCUGAGGGCUGCUGCCAGCGCUCUGGUGUCACCAUGCCGACCCCACCGCCUAGCGGGUACAACGCCUGGGACACCCUGCCCUCCCCCCGCACUCCUAGGACCCCACGCUCUCCCCUCACUCUCACUCUCACUUCUACCACCGACAGCUGCCUCACGCCUGGAGAGGAGGGCCUGGCCACGUGUGGAAUCUGUCUCUGCUCCAUCUCAGUCUUUGAGGACCCAGUGGACAUGUCCUGUGGCCACGAGUUCUGCAGAGCCUGCUGGGAAGGGUUCCUCAAUGUAAAGAUUCAGGAGGGAGAUGCUCAUAAUAUCUUCUGUCCGGCGUAUGAGUGCUACCAGCUUGUGCCUGUGCAUGUGAUAGAGAGUGUGGUUUCCAGAGAGAUGGACCAGCGCUAUCUGCAGUUUGACAUCAAGGCAUUUGUGGAGAACAAUCCAUCCAUCCGUUGGUGUCCUGCAGCUCGCUGCGAGCGGGCGGUGAGGCUGACCCGACCGGGCCCGGGGGACACUGACCCAUCAAGCUUCCCCCUGCUGCCCUCCCCUGCUGUUGAUUGUGGAAAGGGUCACCUCUUCUGCUGGGAGUGCCUUGGCGAGGCCCACGAGCCAUGUGAUUGUCAGAUGUGGAGGAACUGGCUCCAGAAAGUCACAGAGAUGAGGCCUGAGGAGUUGGCAGGUGUGAGCGAGGCCUAUGAGGAUGCUGCUAACUGCCUGUGGCUGCUGACCAACUCCAAACCGUGUGCCAACUGCAAGUCUCCCAUUCAGAAGAAUGAGGGCUGCAACCACAUGCAGUGUGCCAAGUGUAAGUAUGACUUCUGUUGGAUCUGUCUGGAGGAGUGGAAGAAACACAGCUCAUCAACAGGUGGCUACUAUCGCUGUACUCGCUAUGAGGUCAUCCAGCAGCUUGAAGAGCAGUCCAAAGAGAUGACUGUAGAGGCAGAAAAGAAGCACAAAAGUUUCCAGGAGCUGGACCGUUUCAUGCACUACUACACUCGCUUCAAGAACCAUGAACACAGUUACAAGUUGGAACAAAAGCUGCUAAAAACUGCUAAAGAGAAGAUGGAGCAGCUGAGCAGGGCCUUCAUUAGCCGUGAAGGCACUCCCCCAGACACACGCUUCAUUGAGGAUGGCGUGACUGAGCUGCUGAAGACGCGGCGCGUGCUGAAGUGCUCUUACCCAUACGGCUUCUUCCUCCAGCAAGGCAGCACCCAGAAAGAGAUAUUUGAGCUCAUGCAGACUGACUUAGAGAUGGUCGUAGAGGAUCUGGCCCAGAAGGUCAACCGUCCGUACCUGAGGACGCCGUGCCAUAAGAUCAUCAGCGCGGCCCGCCUGGUGCAGCAGAAGAGGCAGGAGUUCUUGGCAUCAGUGGCCCGUGGCGUCGCUCCCAAUGACUCUCCAGAGCCUCCCCGCAGGAAUUACCCUGGAGGAUCGUGGGAUUGGGAGUACCUUGGCUUUGCUUCUCCUGAGAUGGGAAGUCGGCACUCCGUACUGGGAGCAGAUCAGAGAGAGAGACAGUCGCAGGAUUAUGCUGACAUCCAGUACCGUCGCAGACACAGACCACGGCGCAGAGGAGACAUGCUGAGUUUGCACAGCCUUAGAAGCAGCAGUAACACACCAGAGACCAGCAGGAGGAGUGACAACACAGAAGGCACGGAGAGGGGCGAGGGUCGCAGGAGAGCGCUCGGCUCGCUCGACGAAGACGAUCCCAACAUCCUUCUGGCCAUCCAGCUGUCGCUGCAGGAGUCGCGCCGAGAGCGAGGGCUGGAGGGAGGGAUGGAGGGGAGGGUGGAUCAGGAGAGAAGAGCGGCUCCAGCGGGAGACCUGGUCGAUGCUGUUUUACACUCUCUCAACACAGAGGGUCCUCCAGGAGCCAGAGGCUCAUCCUUCCCCGCGUCCAUCCUGGAUCCUCCUCACCCGCCUAACAGGACAGACUCCACCUCCCAGCCUUCUGUAUCCAGCUCCCUCCCCCUCCCUCCGCCUCCUCCCUCCCUCAGCGCAGAGCUGCUGGAGCUGGGAGACAGCCUUAUGAAACUGGGGAGCAUAACCACUCCUUACGACCUGGACACACACACGCAGGAGCAGCUCAGCUCACACCACACAUACACACACAGUACACAUGCUGCUCCUUACACCACUGAACCUGCCUGCAGCAACCCCAGCAGCCACAGACAGGAUCAGAAUGCACUGACUGCCCCAUAUGUGCUCGAUCAUAUCACCAUCACAGACCCUCGUUAUGACAGCAAAGAGCAGACUUCCUGCCAUUCGAGUGCAUAUUUAGCCAAGGCUGAGCACGCCGCCUCCUGCCUCCCCACUCCAAACCCCGCACAUCCUAGUUCCUAUAACCGGGAACAUGCAGCCACGUACAACAGCAACCCUAAACCAGACAGCUCCUACAACCCCUGCCCCGAACACAGCAGCUCUUACACCGCAGAGCGCCCUGCUGCCUACGCCCUCGAACGCCCCCCUAAAUCAGACCCCCAGCCCCCUACCCAGUUGUGCCUCCCAUCUCCAGAGCUUGAGCCAGAGCUCCUGCUCUCACCAGUGAUUCCCCCAGGGGGCCCUUUCACCCCCAGUGACCCUCAGAGCCUGGAGCCCUUGGACCCCACAGCCAGCGCUCAGCUGCUGGAUAACAUCAUGGCCUGGUUUAACAACAACAUAAACCCCCAGAAUAACCCGCAGAGCCUGGCUCUCAUCCCCUCCCCGCCCACCACAGAGACGGACUCCUCUCCCGACACACACACCGAGACUGAGAGCCAGACCUCCGCCCCCAUCCGGCAGCCCCUGGAGGGCGAGUCGGAAGUAGGCAGAGGGUCAACGACCGGCCCACCGGGAGCCGAGAGCGUGAAGACGUCGAGGCCGAGCACUCUGGAGCUGGAAAAAAGAGACGCUGGAGAAGAGGGUGUGGACACAGGGUGUGUGGCUGACCUGUCGCUGGACGAAGCGCACACACACCCGCACUCACACUCCCAACAUGGAAACAGUCCCGCACACACUGCCCCGGCAAUGGAGAGAGACUCAGACCUCGUCCUUCAGUUAGAGGAGGACCGGUCACCUGAAGAGUGGACGGAGCAGGAACACCUAGUGUGAAAGUGACAGAUGUAGAGAGAAAGAGAAGGUAGAGCCGAGAUAAAGAGAAAGAAAACCAAUCAGAGAGAAGCACUGGUGGAUGAUGGAAGAUGUAUGAUGGUGGUGCCUGUGUUUGGGGGAUGGAGUGUUUACUGUAUGUAUUUAUACUGUAUUUAGAGAGGACUUAAAGACCUGCGGACUCUGUCCAGUAAAGAUGAUGUCAUACACGUUUUGAUUAUUUUUAAGUGCUUUUUGUCUGCUCUAAAAACAGACAAAUUAUUCUUUGAAGUGUUUAAACCACGAACGGAGAGCUACUGAUAUCAUAACACAACAAAAUGCUCCAUGUUUUAGUUUAGUUUUGUUUUUUUCUUAUUUUAAUUUAAUUCCCAACCUCUUCUGUUUGUCUCCUAAGUUUGUUCAGGGUGAAGUUUUGGUGCUGUUCAUGCUGAAAUCCAAACUUGCCUCAUUUAACUACACUUGAUUCUCACACUAACCCAACCACAAGCCAGUUCAGAGCUCCAAGAGCCAAAUAUAUGAAGAUAACUGUAACUUUGGAGCCUGUUUAUAGCGUGCUGUACAAUCAGAGGGCCUAAUUCUGAUUUCUGGACCUUCAUGCACACUGUGCCUGUUUGUGUUAGUGCCAAUACAGUCCUGAUCUUUCUUUUGAGCAGGCUGGCACAGUCUGCUGCGUAAACGUCACACUAUUACAGCACCUCUCUGCAAGUGAAGGUCAGAGGUCAGCCCCGCCCAUAAAGCUGGAAGUUCAGUGGGUGCUUGUUUGCAGAGCAGAUUGAGUUCUGUUUUUUGUUCUGUUUGGGCUUUUUUUU
Pelmatolapia mariae (spotted tilapia) is the source of this 5078-nucleotide messenger RNA. RefSeq names its product ankyrin repeat and IBR domain-containing protein 1-like. The coding region runs from base 352 to 4272 and encodes 1306 amino acids. The record is from RefSeq and is a predicted model, not a curated record. Gene Ontology annotation, biological process: protein polyubiquitination; ubiquitin-dependent protein catabolic process; positive regulation of proteasomal ubiquitin-dependent protein catabolic process. Lineage: Eukaryota; Metazoa; Chordata; Actinopteri; Cichliformes; Cichlidae. The transcript is spliced from 21 exons. Gene Ontology annotation, molecular function: ubiquitin protein ligase activity; ubiquitin conjugating enzyme binding; zinc ion binding. Gene Ontology annotation, cellular component: ubiquitin ligase complex; cytoplasm.